Heterostelium album PN500 is the source of this 1176-nucleotide messenger RNA. RefSeq lists its product as uncharacterized. The coding region runs from base 1 to 1176 and encodes 391 amino acids. Gene Ontology annotation, molecular function: protein binding. The transcript is spliced from 5 exons. NCBI's taxonomy places the organism in Eukaryota, Evosea, Eumycetozoa, Acytosteliales, Acytosteliaceae. Gene Ontology annotation, cellular component: Golgi apparatus. The record is from RefSeq and is a predicted model, not a curated record.
AUGUCUUUUUUAGAUGGAGGUAAUGGUUUGUUAGAUGAUUCUAUUACUAUUGGAUCCGACAAGUUAAAUGAAUGUUGGGAAAGUGUUAUGGUCUAUGGGAGAAUACCUGUUCCAAGACAUGCUCAUUCAUGUACUUUGAUAGGUGAUACUAUAUGGAUAUUUGGUGGAUACGGUUUGGGUGGUGUACAUCUUGGCGAUUUGAAUAGAUUCGAUAUUCUCACUGGCCAGUGGCAUCGUAUAAAGACAAGUGCGAAAAUCAAUGCGAGACACUCACACACUGCCGUGGAGUACGGUGGAUGUCUAUGGGUGUUUGGUGGCAUCGGAAAGGGAUCCGAUGACAAUGUCUAUAACGAUUUGUGGAUGUUCUCACCGGCCACCGAUCAGUGGACACAAAUAACACAUCGUGGAGUGGAAUCAUCUGCAGGUUCGAGACAGCCAGAUCUCGCCGGUUCCGCAUGGACGCCAGUACCACGGAAUGGCGGCGAUCGGCAACAAGCUGAUCAUAGUCGGUGGCUACGACGGACUGGUCUGUCCGAACGACAUGUACGAGCUGAAUCUCGACACGAUGGUUUGGCGUGGAAUCAUGGCGGCCAACGGCAGACACGUCAUUCGUCGUGGCGCUUGGGUGGACAGAGUGAUUACAAUGAGAACGAUAUCUACCGAUAUCAACUUGAUAGAAAGAAAAACAAUCAACCAUCAUCAUCAUCAUCGCUAUCAUCUACCAAACAACUAUCAUUGAAUUUCGAGACAUUAGUAGAUAAUCCUAUUUUCUCUGAUAUCAAAUUCCUAGUAGAAGAUAAAAUUAUAAAUGCACAUAAAUGUAUAUUAUAUUCUAGAAAUCAACAUUUUAAAGCAAUGAUAACAAGUGGAAUGAAAGAAAGUACAGAAGAUAUCAUUACAAUAUCGGAUGUAUCAUAUGAAGCAUUCAAAGCGAUCAUACAUUAUAUAUAUACUGGACAAUUACACUUUCACCAAGUCGACAUUCUGGAACUGCUCUCGUUGUCUGACCGAUACCUCAUCGACGAUGUCAAACAUCAAUGUACUAAAUAUUUAAUCAAUCACAUCAAUUCCAAUCAAACCAACUUGGCAUCUUUGAAAAGUAUAGCAGAAACCUUUAAUCUAUCGGAUCUAUUGAAAAAGAUAUUAAUAAUAGAAGAUAAUAAAAUUAAAGAAUAA